AUGGACGUGCUUCUAUCUCUGCCGAUCCUCUCAUACUUCGCAGCACCAGCACUGACGUCCUGGUCAACGUCUCUCAACCUGCUCUUCUUUUACAUGACAUGGACUACACUGGUCCUUACGUAUUCACCGCUCAAGAUCGAGCUCGUCGGGACACUCGCAGUCCGCCUCACACUGUGGCUUACACCCUCCUUCCUCUUCUUGUUAUUUGAUAUUGGCGUACCGAGUCUAUCCGAGUCAAUCAAGUUUCAUGGAUCGUCGUCUCUACCGCGGCGUGAUGCCGCGUCGCUGCUUAAGAAGCUUGCCCUCGCGGUCAUCAACCUACUGCUCUUCACCGUCGUUCAGGCCGGCUUGUCGAUCAGCGCAACGGUAUUGCUAAAGGAUCCAGUAUUCAAAACAUCCACGGCGUUGCCCCUGCCCUGGCAAAUUAUCAAGCAAAUCGGAUUGCUCUACACAUCGCGCGAAAUUUUCACAUACUAUAUCCACCGCAACAUUCUGCACUCGCGCGGUGCACUGGCUAAUCUUCAUGGGAAGUUCGCUCAUGCGCAUCGCGGGGCGCCGUACUCACUAAUGCUCUACGCCGACCACCCACUACCGUUGAUGCUUCACCGACUAUUGCCCGUCUACAUUCCGUCGCUCCUGAUCCGCCCGCACUUACUCACAUACAUUAUGUUCACCGUCUUGACGACCAUUGAAGAAAUGUUGUCCAUGUCGGGAUACAGUGUUGUGCCAGGGAUAAUCAUGGGAGGCAUCACACGACGAACGGCCACGCAUUAUGCCAGCGGCGGUCGCGGAAACUUUGGUACGUGGGGAUUGUUGGACUGGGUCAAUGGUACAAGUGUGGGGAAGGAUGUGAUGGAGGAUUUCCACGAGGAGGCAGAUAAGCACCAAAUGAAGCAUCGAGGUCACAAGGCAGCGAAUGAUACAGGCAACUUCGUUCAAGACAGCAUUAACGGAUGGAAGAAAGGGAAGAGGAGCAGCAGGAGAAAGAACUAG
Messenger RNA from Pseudomassariella vexata, 993 nucleotides. RefSeq lists its product as uncharacterized. Lineage: Eukaryota; Fungi; Ascomycota; Sordariomycetes; Amphisphaeriales; Pseudomassariaceae. Gene Ontology annotation, biological process: ergosterol biosynthetic process. The coding region runs from base 1 to 993 and encodes 330 amino acids. The transcript has a single exon. Gene Ontology annotation, molecular function: C-4 methylsterol oxidase activity; iron ion binding. The record is from RefSeq and is a predicted model, not a curated record.